Perognathus longimembris pacificus (Pacific pocket mouse) is the source of this 4222-nucleotide messenger RNA. It is a transcript of the gene Ttc39b, whose product is annotated as tetratricopeptide repeat domain 39B. Gene Ontology annotation, molecular function: protein binding. NCBI's taxonomy places the organism in Eukaryota, Metazoa, Chordata, Mammalia, Rodentia, Heteromyidae. The transcript has 20 exons. Bases 179 to 2032 code for a protein of 617 amino acids. The record is from RefSeq and is a predicted model, not a curated record. Gene Ontology annotation, biological process: regulation of cholesterol metabolic process; regulation of cholesterol efflux; cholesterol homeostasis.
UGGUCGCUGUGCGGGCUCCGCCGCGCCGGGGGCGGGGACAACCUCCUCCCGCGGAGCGCGGUGCCGCCCCCUUCCUCGCUCUCUAGCUCCCGGCUGAACCCCCAAGCGGAGAAGACGAGAGUCGGCUCGAAGUUCCCGAGCUGGUUUUCGUCCACCUGGCAGCUGCGGGAGGAGGAACAUGGCGCUCGUAGGCAACCGAGUGGAACUGGAAGCGGACGAGGACAUCUUUGAAGAUGCCUUGGAAACCAUUUCUAUAUCUUCUUCGCCCUCGGACAUGGCAGCAAGCAACUUUCACUUUGCAUCACGCGAUACUAAACGGGGGCCCAGACAGCUUGGAGAAUCUGAUAUGAGCAGUUCAUCAUCAACUAAGGUGGAUCUCAAGAGUGGCCUAGAAGAAUGUGCAGUGGCAUUGAACUUAUUUCUAAGUAACAAGUUUACAGAUGCCUUAGAACUGCUUCGUCCAUGGGCCAAGGAGAGUAUGUACCAUGCCUUGGGCUACAGUACCAUUGUGGUGUUGCAGGCUGUCAUGACGUUUGAGCAGCAGGACAUCCAGAAUGGCAUUUCUGCCAUGAAGGACGCUUUACAAACCUGCCAGAAAUACAGGAAAAAGUGCACUGUUGUAGAAUCUUUCUCAAGUCUUCUUUCUCGAGGAUCACUGGAACAACUGAGUGAAGAGGAAAUGCAUGCGGAAAUCUGUUAUGCCGAGUGUCUCCUACAGAAAGCAGCCCUCACAUUUGUGCAGGAUGAAAAUAUGAUUAACUUCAUCAAAGGUGGACUCAAAAUUAGAACAAGUUACCAAAUAUAUAAAGAAUGUCUUUCUAUCCUUCAUGUAAUUCAGAAGAACAAGCAUAAGCAGGAAUUCUUCUAUGAGUUUGAAGGAGGUGUCAAGCUUGGAACAGGAGCCUUUAAUUUGAUGUUGUCCCUUUUGCCAGCAAGAAUUAUCAGACUACUAGAAUUCAUUGGAUUUUCUGGAAACAGGGAAUUGGGCCUCUUGCAGUUACGGGAAGGUGCAUCAGGAAAGAGCAUGAGGUCUCCGCUUUGCUGCCUAACCAUCCUAGCCUUCCAUACUUACAUCUCACUGAUACUUGGGACAGGAGAAGUGAAUGUGGUAGAAGCCGAGCGUCUCCUUGCACCCUUCCUCCAGCAGUUUCCAAAUGGCUCACUCAUGUUGUUCUAUCAUGCUCGGAUUGAGCUGCUGAAAGGGAAUAUUGAAAAGGCACAAGAGAUAUUUCGAAAAUGCAUUUCAGUUCAAGAAGAAUGGAAACAGUUUCACCAUCUCUGUUACUGGGAGCUAAUGUGGACAUGUAUAUUUCAACAAAAUUGGAUGCAGGCAUAUCACUAUUCAGAUCUACUUUGCAAAGAGAGUAAAUGGUCAAAGGCAACAUAUGUGUUCUUGAAAGCUGCCAUUUUGAGUAUGCUUCCAGAGGAGGAGGUGGCAGCAACUAAUGAGAAUGUGGUAACUCUAUUUAGACAGGUGGAUGGCUUGAAGCAGAGAAUUGCUGGCAAAUCUCUCCCUACUGAGAAGUUUGCUGUGCGGAAGGCGCGGCGUUACUCCCCCUCCUUGCCUGCUCCUGUGAAACUCAUCUUGCCAGCCCUGGAAAUGAUGUAUGUCUGGAAUGGUUUUCCAAUAGUGAGCAAAAGGAAUGACCUUUCUGAAAAUCUCUUGAUAACUGUUGAAAAGGCUGAGGCAGCUUUACAAAAUGAAAGCUGCAAUGAUUAUUCUAUGGAUGAUGAGUGCUUAGUGAAGUUGCUUAAAGGAUGCUGCCUCAAGAAUUUGCAGCGGCCUUUGCAGGCUGAACUGUGUUUCAACCACGUGCUGGAAAGUGAAAAGCUACUGAAGUAUGACCACUACCUAGUGCCAUUCACUUUGUUUGAGCUUGCAUUUUUGUAUAAAAGCCAAGGGGAAAUUGACAAGGCCAUAAAAGUCCUAGAAACUGCAAGAAAUAAUUACAAAGAUUAUUCCUUGGAGUCCAGACUACACUUCCGAAUUCAAGCAGCUCUUCACCUCUGGAAAAAAACAUCCUCAGAUUGAACAGAACAUGAAGGAUGGAAUUUUCGUUGAUUAGCAUCAGCAUCUGCUAUAGAUUAAACUUUGUAUUAAAAGGGAAAGUGAUCUUGUGAAUAACAGACAGCAGAACAGUUGGUCAAUAUUUUCUAUCAUCUGAGUACUUUACUGGUGGUGUACAUAAUCCUUCCUCCUUAUGGAAUGCCAUUCAGUACUAUCUAGAAAAUUCUCAUACUUUGCUUCUCAAAAAGGAUUUCAUAUUAGACUUUCAGUGGGUGGAAGAGUCUUUUAAAAGACUCACAGGUACAAUAAAGUCCCAUUAGGUUAUUUAUUUUUUAAUGUGGAAAUUAAUAUUAUUUAAGUAGUUAAUGGUUUUACAAGUUGAGCCAUUUUUAGGUUGGUCAUGUAUCUUCACAGAUAUUUUGUUGUCUAGUAUUUAAAUCUCAGAGGGGGAAGUAUCACAUUCAAAAUAAUUUAAUAGAUUUCUCAGUAUUCUGGAAAAGACAAGAAGAGGGCUUGAGCUAGGUUAAGAUAGAUUGAAUUUGAUAGGUUGAAUAGCUCUAUUAAAGAUGUUAUCUAUUAAAGAUAUUAAAGAUGGUAGGUUGUUGGAUUUUAUUCCUUAUGUUUGUUAAUGUUGGUGAUAUUUUGAGAGUGUCCUGGUUUUGAAUGUACUUACAUCUAUUUUAUCAACACUCAACAACAUUAGACAUAAUCCCUGUAUAUCUAUUUAACAGGAGAAAAAGUCAUAUUUUAGAAAUUAUCCUUAACCUUGGCAGUGAAGCCUAAAAUAUACACACUAUUUUUUAUAGGAAGUAAAGUUCCUGCUGCUUUAAAUGAUAAUGUAAAAUACUAAUAAUUUUUACACUUAGAAUGUUGGUAAGAUCUCAUUUUCUAAUCUCUCUAGCACUGUGAUGAUUCCUUAUAAACAUCUGGACUGUUCUUUUUCCCUUGGCAGCAGAUUCAGGACAUGGAGCUGGGAAGAGCCCAGUUCUGUUUGGUCCUGGCUCUGCUACUGAUAAGCAAUUAACAGGGUGACCUUUAAGAGAGUCCCUGUUCUUCAUGCAUCACCAUAUGACUUUCAAGGUCUAUUUUAGUUUUAUAACUGUGAGUCUAUGUAUUAGGCAUUUAUUUUCAACAAACAGUGCUCAGUGUUAAACUGAAACCAUUCCAUUUAGAGUGUUGUAGUUCUCAAUCAUUUUUGUUUCCUGUGACUUCUCAAUAUGUUUGUGUUAUAAUGAAGGACCAGGUUCCAUCCAGUGAGAGGAAACAAUUUGUGAGUCAAGGAGACUGGGUUUUGUCCUACUUCUAUUUCUGUUUUGGAGAAUUGUAACUUGCCAUGGGAAGUUCUAUAUUUUCACAGAUUGGGAGUCAGGAGUCUGUCUCUGUUAAUAGUUCCAUGAUACAGAGCAAGUGACUUUACGCAUUCUGGGGCAAGGUUUUCCUAGUGAGGAUAGCAAGACAUAUUUGUGCCAGUGAGUGCUUGACUAGACCAUACAGAUAGUAGCUUUCUGUAAACUGGGAGUGUCUGUAUGAAUAUGGGCGUGUAAUAAUUAUGGGCUUACACUACUAACAGUUUUUGUGUAAAAGAUUGGCUGAGUCUGUGGACUCUGCUAUGAUAAAAGAAGUAGAAAUUUAAAACUCUUUGUAAAUGUGUUCACAUAUCAUAAGUUUGAUUACCAGUUUGUACUAGUAAAAGCCCAGAUUGCGAAUUUGCUCCUUACUAUCCUCGGAUAUUGGACCCUGUGCCCAGCAGGUGUCUGAUGCCCUUCUAUUUAUGUAGUGAGUCUGGAUCGACAUUGAGGAAGUAUUUCCAGGAGAAGGAGAUUAAUACAAUCUGAGUCAGAGUACCAUCCUGUCAUUAAUAUCACCACUGAAGGGUAGAUGUUAAUAUGUCCUAUUAAUAGAAAUUAAAUAACUUGGGCUACAGACAAGAGAAAUCUAGUAUGCUGUAAUUAUUAAUGGAAAAUAUAUUCAAUAAUUAUUGUGUAUAUAGCUUUGAGAAAAAGUUUAUAAAUUCUUAAGAGCUCUGGUAGCAUUAUUUUUUUAAAAACAUGUUUAUUGUUAAAACGUAUAUGCCCAUUUUAUUUUUGUGAGAGGUGAUCAGAACUGAAAGUCGAAAAAAUUCUCAUCCUGGCAUAAAAUAUAAAACACUUAAACUAAUAGUGAUUGUUUUAAUUUUAGCUGAUUAUAAAACAAAUAUAAAGGACAUUUAAAAUU